Haplochromis burtoni (Burton's mouthbrooder) is the source of this 1745-nucleotide messenger RNA. RefSeq names its product zinc finger protein 593 (gene znf593). Bases 131 to 520 code for a protein of 129 amino acids. Lineage: Eukaryota; Metazoa; Chordata; Actinopteri; Cichliformes; Cichlidae. Gene Ontology annotation, molecular function: nucleic acid binding; zinc ion binding. The record is from RefSeq and is a predicted model, not a curated record. The transcript is spliced from 4 exons.
UCGCCCCACUGUUAGAGACCGGGAGUUUCGCGCCCUCUGGAGGUGACUGCGUAGUAUCGUUCUACUCCAUUGACCCGGAAAUAGAUUUCACUUCUCUCGGUCACACGUGUGGAAGUACCAACUGGUUAUCAUGGGGAAGUCCAAACAAACCCGAAACCACAACAAUGGCAAGAAGAAGAACAUUGCAAAGACCUGGAAGACAAAGCGCAGGACCAAAGACCUGGAUCAGAUCCACUCAGACAUGAAGCCUGACACGGCUGCUAAACUGCUGCAUCAGGAGGUUGACUACGAUGUAACCGGAUGUGCACAACACUACUGCUUACACUGCGCGAGAUAUUUUGUGGAUAUGAGAUCCUUGAAAGAGCACUUCAAAACUAAAGUGCAUAAAAAACGACUGAAACAGCUCAGAGAAGAGCCCUACACCCAGGAAGAGGCAGAGAGAGCAGCAGGCAUGGGCUCAUACAUCCCUCCAAAAGUUGUUGAAGUGAAGACCCAACCAUUAGAGGAGGACAUGGAAUGAAAGCCUCUGACAUUAAUCCACGGACUGAUUAACUCAUAAAAGAGGCAUUAGCAGUUAAUGCUUGCAGUUAUUGUUGUCACAUACUUUAGUAGCAAAUCUGAAAAUGCCUUUUGUGACAGAUAAUGUUUGUUUUUCAGCCAGCUGUGAGAAACAUGGUUGUUAAACUUCCAUCACCAAGUUCAGAAGGCUUCUCCUUACAAUCAGAUGCAUUGUCUGCCUAUGUAAAUACAAAGGAUGGUGGAAUGUUUUCUACAAUAAUAAAUUUUGUGGAGUUGAUUAAGUCACAUUACACAUGUGGAGUACAGCAGUGCAGUUAGAGCUGUACCUGAACUUACCAGACAAAGAAAUAGAGGAAAACGUGCAUUUCUGUACACAAAGUAAUAUUUAUUUUUCACGCUAGUUGUUCAUUUAAAAUACUGGACAGUUAACUAAGUUUGACUAUUGAUAGAAAAUGUAAUUCUGCUGUGUACUGUAGACCUUAUUUUGUUACUGCUUCAAAUGGAGGGAAUUGGAGAUGUGCAUAGUGAUUCAGAUGUCUGCGACCAGGCUAACUUAUACCUCGUUAAACUUCUAAAUGUUCUUAAUUAAACAAUCUUGAGACAACACUGCACAGAGAUCAUAUCAUCAUGUCUCAUUUUACAGGUCACAAGGAUUGGGAAUGACACAGUUGGAGUGCUUGUGCUUUAGUUGGAGGCACUGGGUUUCACACGUAGUCCCCUAUUUUCAGUGGCGUAGUAACUGAGCAAACUCAUAAUUUUAAAUAUCAGGAGUAUUUUUAAUGCUUCAGUGGAAAUUCUUGGCACUCGAUGGCUGUGUGAAAUCUACAGUCCAUGAGCAUUACCAGUGCUGUAGCCACCUUCGGCUGUUUGUUUGUGGGUCUCUUCAUUCAGUUUUGAAUUUAAUUACCGAAAAGCUAAUCUGUUAGGUUGAAAUCAGGUGACGGAUUGAAAAAUAUCCCAUAUGUUUGUCUUGAGAAACGCUUGGGUUGCUUUUGAAGUAUGCGUUGAGCAAGAAUCCGUUUACUGUGAAUCUGUGAAGCUUUGAUCAGUUUUGCAGUAUUUGGCUGAAUCUGAGCGGAUAGUAUAGCCUUGUACACUUCACAAUUCAUUCUGCUACUUCUAUCAGCAGACACUUCCACUGUCAGCCAUACAUGCCCAUGCCGAAACAUUGUCUCUACCAUGUUUGAAAAAUAAUGUGGUUUAGUGUAGAUCUUUCUCCAUACUUU